Molecule: messenger RNA, 688 nt
Organism: Patiria miniata (bat star)
Lineage: Eukaryota; Metazoa; Echinodermata; Asteroidea; Valvatida; Asterinidae
Product: 40S ribosomal protein S21-like
Exons: 6
Coding region: 98-358 (86 amino acids)
Biological process (GO): endonucleolytic cleavage in ITS1 to separate SSU-rRNA from 5.8S rRNA and LSU-rRNA from tricistronic rRNA transcript (SSU-rRNA, 5.8S rRNA, LSU-rRNA); translation; endonucleolytic cleavage to generate mature 3'-end of SSU-rRNA from (SSU-rRNA, 5.8S rRNA, LSU-rRNA)
Cellular component (GO): ribosome; cytosolic small ribosomal subunit
Molecular function (GO): structural constituent of ribosome
Source: RefSeq, a predicted model, not a curated record
CUUAUUUAGUAACGCCUCGUUAUCGCAAUUUUCUUGAAGAGCGCCCUCUUUACAUGUGGCUUCUGUGCUAGUGCGAACCCUCGAGAAAACCGCCAAAAUGCAGAACGAAGCCGGUGAAUACGUGGAUUUGUACAUCCCCCGUAAAUGCUCUGCAAGCAACAGAAUCAUUGCAGCCAAGGACCAUGCAUCAGUCCAACUCAACAUAGCUGAGGUUGACCCCACAACUGGUCUGUACACCGGCAGCUUCAAGACCUACGCCGUGUGUGGCCCCAUCAGAAGAAUGGGUGAAUCUGAUGACAGCCUCAUCAGGUUGGCGCAAGCCGACAAUCUGGUGGCCAAGAACUUCAACCAGUAUUAGCUGAUGUUCUUCAGGCAAUUCGCAGCUGAGAUUAUGCAUCGAGUCAGGAGAAAGAACUGAGCCCAGAGAGUGUUGACGUCAGAUCUCUCAAGAACCCAUUUUAGAAAUUUCUUUACCAUAAGCCCUCGUUCAGACAUUAAAGCCAAGCGUAAUAUUUGAUCGACCGUUUGGCACUUUCCAAAAUGUCACAACCUUAUCAAAAGUUAGACAUGGAGGAACAGUGUAGUCCAUUUGCUAUUCUGAAAAUUGGUUAAUCUAAAGACAAAUAAUGAGUUCUGUGCUUGUUGGCUGUUUGACGAUGAAUAAAUACAAUCUCAGUUGGGAAAUGUA